Messenger RNA from Xenopus laevis (African clawed frog), 3758 nucleotides. RefSeq names its product potassium channel tetramerization domain containing 6 L homeolog (gene kctd6.L). The transcript has 3 exons. NCBI's taxonomy places the organism in Eukaryota, Metazoa, Chordata, Amphibia, Anura, Pipidae. The record is from RefSeq and is a predicted model, not a curated record. Gene Ontology annotation, biological process: protein homooligomerization. The coding region runs from base 152 to 970 and encodes 272 amino acids.
CACGGCCCCGCCUACACUGAGAUGGUGUAACGGGGAAAGGAAGGUUGCUGCGCAACGACCAAUCAGUGAGAGGCAUAACUCGUAAGGGUAGUCGUGAGGGACAAUUGUAUGAAGUAAUCCUGUCGCUUUGGAGGAGAGCGCUGCCAAUGGGAUGAUUCAUGCGAAGGGUGUGCGAGUGGAAGCCGGACGGAGAGAAGAGUGUAUGCGUUCCUCAGCGGUAAAGCGUUUGCUCGCAGCAGGUCAAUCCUUUGAACAGAUGGAUAAUGGAGACUGGGGGCACAGGAUGACUGAUCCAGUCACACUGAAUGUAGGCGGCCAUGUCUACACCACCUCCCUCUCCACUCUGACUCGCUAUCCAGACUCCAUGCUGGGGGCGAUGUUCAGGGGGGAUUUCCCCACGGCUCGGGACUCCCAGGGGAACUACUUCAUUGACAGAGACGGGGCUCUUUUCCGGUACAUCCUGAACUUCUUACGGACAUCAGAACUGACUGUGCCGGUUGACUUUAAGGAGUUCGAUUUGCUCCGCAGAGAAGCCGAUUUUUAUCAAAUUGAGCCUUUAAUCCAAUGUCUGAACGAUCCCAAACCCCUGUACCCCACGGACACCUUUGAGGAAGUGGUGGAACUCUCGAGUACCCGGAAGCUGUCCAAGUAUUCCAACCCCGUGGCGGUCAUCAUAACGCAGCUCACCAUCACCACCAAGGUGCACGCCCUGCUGGAAGGCAUUGCCAACCAUUUCACCAAGUGGAACAAACACAUGAUGGACACGCGGGACUGCCAGGUCUCCUUCACGUUUGGACCGUGCGAUUACCACCAGGAGAUCUCUCUCCGCGUCCAUCUUAUGGAAUACAUCACAAAGCAAGGCUUCACCAUCCGAAAUACCCGGGUGCACCACAUGAGCGAGCGCGCCAACGAAAACACCGUGGAGCACAACUGGACUUUCUGCCGACUGGCUCGUAAGACGGACGACUGACUCCCAUGGUUCUAAUGUCUGUACGGCUCAAACGCAGUGUUACCCGAUGACUUUGUGCCCUGUUUUUUUGUUUUCUAUUUGUACAACUAUUUAUUAACAGCCAUUUUGACUGGAUCAUAAGCUGUGUGUGAUGUUACGUCAUAAGACAUUCCCAGCUUAUCCAUCGUGUAUGCAUGUGCCUGUAUGGAGGAGACUUUCUAUUGUAAUAAUGACUCGUUCCGCUAAGCUUUACUGUCAGCUAAACAAUACAGACUGCCACAUUGCUGUUGCUUUAACUCUUAAUGUUAGUGAGCUCCGUGUGUGGCUGUGCAGCACUGGUGAGAUUUGCCUGUAUAAACUCGGCCCCUUGGGAAGCAAAGGAGUUUUAUUCUCUAACAUUCCAGCCUCUAGUUGUAAUUUGUGGAGGCUGUGCUAUUGCUUGCUGGAUGCAGCAUGGUGAGCCAUUGUGCUAUAAUGUUCUUAUUUGGAUAAUACUGCUCUACAGUCACAUGUACGUGUCGGAUACUAAUGAUCGUCCCUUGCUCCCUUUUUAACCAGGACUCACACUACGUAGUUCUAAAUCCUGUGGCUGAUUUCUGCGCAGCUAUAAAUAUGCACCUAAAUAACCUUGUAGCUAGCCAUGGAGAAUUUGGAUUUUAUUCACGUACCCGUAUUUUCAAGUACCAGAUCAAUAAUUUUGGUGUUCAUGUUAAAACAGAACCAAAUCCCUAUUGAAAAACUGCAGUCACUAGUGCUUUAAAAUGGUAUUUGUGGGUUUGGGUUAAUUUAGACCAGGGCUCCUGAACCUAUUUCACCAGUGAGCAAAACUCAAAUGUAAAAAGAGUUGGGGAACGACAUAACCAUGCAAACUGUUCCUAUUUGGCUCCUCCUACAGGAGUCUCUAAUUGGCAGUAUAGCUGGUUUUUAUGCACCAAAACUUGUCUCCAAGUCUGGAAUUAAAAACUAAGCAUCUGCUUUGAGGCCACUGGGAGCAACAUCCAUUGGGUUGGUGAGCAACAUGUUGCUUGUGAGCUACUGGUUGGGGAUCACUGAUUUAGACUUACCAGCAAUGAUUUGACCAAGCUUAACUCUUUAGUGCUGGUAGAUCAGCUGACACCAGAACCAAAUCCUGGUUUCUGUACAUCUUUAAUUUAUAAAAGGAGAAGGAAAGUCGUUUCACACUUGAGUGACCUGAAACCCCAGGCUGCACCAGCCCGGGGGUUAUUCCCGCGAGCACCACGGAGUGAUCCUCUUCCAGCUUCUUCUUUCUUCAAAUUUCUCUGGGCAGACUUAUGCGCAGUAGAACAAAAUAGCAACUUUUUAGUUUAAGUUCAGCUUUUCACUCUAAUGCGCAGCUGCGCGAAGAAAGAGGAUUGAUCCUUGUGCUCGCUGGAAUAACCCCAGGCCGGUGCAGUUUUCUGCUGAUAGGAGCACCGCCCUGGAGUUUCAGGUAAUUAAAUACAUUCACUUGGGGAUGCCUAACAUUUGGCACCUCCAAGUGUGAAACAAUUUUCCUUCUCCUUUAAACAAAUAGGGCCGCCAUUUGUUUUUAAAAGUGCUGUAGUUGCUUUGGAAUGGAAUACUAUAUAUCCGGUAACCUUUUCAAAUUACAACUGCGCUAUCCCCCGCCCCCCAUUUUAUAUGAAUAAACUCCUUUUUAGUAAAGCGGGUGCUGUGCAGGGUUGUGUAGGGCCCACAUUGCACAUCAGAUAAGCUAUGUAGCAUUGGUGAUAAACAGUAGUCACAGCAUUUAUGGCUCCCCACACACCUACAGGAUGAGAACAUCCAAAAAACAGGACUUUUGCUGCCAAAUUAUAUUUUAUUUUCAGUACACACAGAUAGGAUAUUAUGUAUAUCUUGUUUCAGAUACACAGAAUUUACAAUACUAAUUUUGGGGCAAAAUAAUUUUUUUUUAAAAACAAAUAAAUAAAUAAUUUGAAGACACCUGUAAUCAUGGGAAAAAUAUUCCAUAGUGUCCAGCAGCCAUUACAGGUAUGGGAUCCGUUAUCCGGGAAACUCAUUAUCCAGAAAGCUCUGAAUUACAGAAAGGCCACCUCCCAUAGACAUUAUAAUCAAAUAAUCAAAAUGGUUAAAUAAUAAUAAAACAGUAGCUUGUACUUGAUCCCAACUAAGAUAUAGUUAAUCCUUAUUGGAGGCAAAACCAGCCUAUUGGGUUUAUUUAAUGUUUACAUGAUUUUCUAGUAAACUAACGGUAUGAAGAUCCAAAUUAAGGAAAGGUCCAAUAUCCGGAAAACCCCAGGUCCUGAGCAUUCUGGAUAACCGGUCUCAUACCUGUAUCACAAAACUGACUAUGAUAUAGCAUAUCCAUAUAAAUACGGUUUUAUUUUCUGUACUUUGUAAUACUGUUCAGACCCAUCUCCUAUAGAGUGCAGAGGGUUUAAAGGGGAAGAUAAACCUAAAAUUAACUUGAUGACCUAGUAGUAGUAGUGCCAUUCAUCUUUCUGUUAUGCAGCGCUCUCUUGUAUGGCUUCUAAGUUCACACACCCUGGCAACCAGACUCUAGAAGAAAAAUAGGAGAGGUCCUGAAAAACAAAUCUAGCUGUACACUUUUGGAAAGUAAAUAUUAGGACAUUUUAGACCACUCCUGAUCUGCCCCCAGCCAAUAUACCGGUACCCACCCCAAGCACCGUAAUUUCUCUGUGUGUUAAGCAUUUACCAAUUUCUCAUCACUUUACUCUGGGAAUGGAGAUCAGUAUUACAAGGAAGCAAAUAGUCAUUUGUACAAAGUGAAUGAACUGUUUCUAUGCAGAAAAUGAAUUCUGACCAAAUAAACCUUUAGUGUCACCAA